AUGCCAACCAAAAACGUUGCUGCUAAACGAACGUCCGAAACAGCCUCAACAUCUCUAAAAGAUUGUUCAAACAACAUGAUGUCAGCGUCCGAAGCCGUUCAUAGUUGCCAAGCUGAUGGAUGCAAGCUCCCGGACUCUAGCCGGAUGGUGGCGUGCGACGUAUGUGACUCUUGGUGGCAUUACGAGUGCGCGGGUGUUGACGAUAGCAUUGCGGAUAAGGAUUUCGUUUGUAUCCGAUGCUCCGCACCAACCGAGAAGCAGACCACUAUUAUCGCCCCGGCAAAAUCACUUACCGGCUCGAUGUCUUCGGCAAGCUCCACUGGAAGACGGGCUAAGCUUAAACUGCAGAAGCUGGAGGAGAUGAAGGUACUCCAGGAGAAGCAACUAGAGCUUGACCAACGUAAACUUAAUCUGGAGAAAGAUUUCCACAAUGAGAAGUUCCGGGUUCUCGAGGAGGAAGUAGCGGACGAGGAAGAACGGCAAAGCCGAAAAUCCAAUCGAAGCAACUCGAGUCAAAUAAUCCAGUGGAAAGUGGAUAAACUCCUAGGCAGCGUAGCGAAUUCAACUGUUAUCCCGCUUGCCAAAGAGGCAGUUCCUACCGUGAUGACGACAAACGAUGCGAUAUGCGUGGGUGGUAUCCAGGCUCCUGUUGAGCUUCAAGCGGCUCUUGUUUCUACAAUACCGAAGCAAACUAGCGUCCUUGCUACAGAACCUGCCCUUAUUUAUUCACAAAAACCGACAGGUAUGUUUAUUCCCUAUUCCGCGACUGCCGUGCAACAGCCUUUAUUACUGCGUACGAGUACCGGUGCGGCGACUGUGGGUGGAGUGAACACCCAUGUACACCAUUCAAUAAGAAGCGCUCUUAUGUCCACAAGUGCCGCGGGAACUCCUGCAUCAGCACCGAUUUAUUCGAGUCCAUCAGGACCUGUGGUGGCACCUGCGCCUCCUCCGGUGGCCCAAGUUCCUAGCAACCAAUGUUUACCAAUAUCGACGGGGCACUCAAUGUAUCCGCCCCAAGCUGGUUUAAUGAACACCGAGAACGUCGAUCUUCCGAGAACUUCAUAUUACGUGCCCGGUUCUCUCUCGUUGUCAAAUCCUGCUGCCGUGCCGAACCCGACGCCAACGCAUAUGAUGAGUCACGUCAACCCAGCGACUGAUGAUAAUUACUUAGCGCCGAGCCCUAGCCAUAUUGCAGCUCGACAAGUAAUGGGCAAAGAUCUUCCACUGUUUUCGGGUGACCCCGAAGACUGGACACUCUUUAGCAGCGUGUACUACAAUACGUCUCAAGCUUGCGGAUAUUCCAAUGUGGAAAACUUGUCUCGAUUACAGCGUUGUCUAAGAGGACCAGCAUUGGAUGCCGUGAGUAGCUACUUACUAUCCCCAUCUACUGUUCCCAUGGCAAUGGAAAACUUGACAACCCUGUACGGCCGUCCCGAGAUCCUGGUUUACACACUUCUGAAGAAGCUGAAGGAGACACCACCACCAAAACCCGAUAGACUCGAUUCCUUGAUUUCCUUCGGUAUGUUGGUGCAAAGUCUGGUUAAUCACAUCGAGGCUGGUCAACAAACAGCACACUUGAAUAAUCCGACAUUACUCUUCGAGCUUGUAGAAAAGCUGCCGGUCAAUAUUCAAAUGGACUGGGGAAUAUAUAAACAACAGUUCUUGGAGCCAAAUUUACGAGUCUUUGCGACGUUCAUGUCGAUCUUGAUCAAAGCAGCUACACAAGUGACGUUGCCAAAGAGCGCGAAACCAGAUCCAAAAGGGACUAAAUCGGAAAGGGGAAAAGAACGUGGCUUCUUACAUGCACACGCUGAACAAAAUUUUACCUCUGCAUCAGAAAAGGAGAGCAGAGAGCCGACAACAAGCGAUCCUAAAAAGUGCAAAAUUUGUUCCAGAUCUGGGCACAAGAUUCCCGAAUGUACUGAAUUCCAUAAGAAAACUACUGAAGAGCGUUGGGAUCUCGUACAUAGUUUGUUCCUAUGUCGUACUUGCCUUUACCCGCACGGCAGGCGCCCGUGUAAGCAGAAGAAGGCUUGUGGAGAACAAGGAUGUGACUACAAACACCACCCUCUGCUUCACACAUUCAAACCAUCGUCGCCUGAGGCUGGAACCGUAAAUAACCAUCGUCAUGCGGGAAAAUCUUGUUUGUAUCGUAUACUUCCUGUGACGCUGCAUAGUAAAAAAGGUUCGGUAAACGUCCAUGCUUUUCUGGACGACGGUUCGUCCUUAACACUCUUGGAAGAAAGCGUCGCGAACCAACUUGGGCUUGAAGGAGAAACGGGAAUGCUAUGUUUAACAUGGACGUCAAAUGUGACACGUGACGAAGCUAAUUCUAAAUGGGUGAACGUAGAUAUUGCUGGAGAUAAAAAAUCACAACAGUACACGCUUUCAAAUAUACGAACGGUUCAAAAGCUCGCCCUUCCUUCCCAAACGUUACAGUACAAGCAAUUGGCUGCAAGAUACCCUCACCUGUCAGGACUUCCGGUUACCGACUACGAAAACGCGAUCCCAAAGAUCCUGAUCGGAAAUGACAACGCCCAUUUGGCGGUCCCACUUCGUAGGCGAGAAAGUGCGAAGGAUUCCCCGAUCGCUACAAAGACACGCCUUGGCUGGACAAUUCAUGGUCCUGUCUCAGAGCAUAACCCAACGAGCCCAACGUACAGUAUGCACAUUUGCGAGUGCUCGAUAAAAUUGGACGGAUUACAUGAUUUAGUCAAGCGGUCGUUCGCGGUAGAAAGUCUGGGAAUCUCCCGACACAGUGAUCCCGAAUCUAAUGACGAUAUAAGAGCUCGGCAGAUCCUGGAGGCAACAACGAAACGAGUAGCGCAAAGGUUCGAAACCGGUUUGUUGUGGCGCUACGAUGUUCUCGAGUUUCCUGAUAGUUUUCCCAUGGCCUACAAACGCAUGCUGUGCCUCGAGCGACGUAUGCAAACUGACGCGAUAAUUGGGGCCAGUGUAAAACGACAGAUUUCCGAAUACAUUGAAAAAGGUUAUUUGCGAGAAGCGACUGUGCUGGACAUAGACAACACCGAUGUUCGACGUACCUGGUAUCUACCGCUGGGAGUCGUCCUUAACCCCAAAAAACCCGGGAAAGUUCGUAUUUUCUGUGACGCAGCUGCCAAAGUGGAUGGUAUUAGCCUGAAUUCGAUGCUCCUGAAGGGUCCGGACUUGCUAGUUUCACUUCCAAAAGUUUUGUUUGGAUUUCGGGAACGAAGAAUCGCGGUGUGCGCGGACAUCAGAGAAAUGUUCCACCGUGUUCUUAUACGAGACGAAGACAUAAAUGCGCAGCGAAUUCUCUGGCGUGAAGAUCCCUCUCUGCCACCCCGAAUUUUCCUCAUGAAAGUCGCCACCUUUGGAUCUACCAGUUCGCCAUGCUCCGUUCAACACGUGAAAAAUCUUAAUGCGCGAGAGUUUGCAGACAGGUUUCCGGAAGCUGUGGAGUGCAUCCUGAACUACCAUUACAUGGACGAUUUUUUGAAGAGUUUCGACGACGAAAUGGAAGCGGCGAAAAGGUCAUUGGAGGUAAAGUAUAUCCACUCUCAAGCGGGGUUUGAAAUACACUCGUGGUCCUCGAACUCGAAAAAAGUUUUGGACGCCGUAGGAGAAACUGAUCCAACUUCUAUUAAAAAAAUUGCUUUGUGCGACCAAACCGUUACCGCAAGCGCGACGGAGCGCAUAUUGGGGAUGCUGUGGUUGCGUGAGGAAGACGCAUUCACCUAUUCGUCGAACUUAGGGCAUGUUCCUGAAUGGCCGACUAAGCGAGAAGUCCUACGAGUCGUUAUGAGCCUUUAUGAUCCCCUUGGAUUACUUUCGCACUUCAUUGUCCAUGGAAAAAUUCUGAUUCAGGAUAUUUGGCGAACUCAGUCUACCUGGGACGAGCCCAUUUCCGAAACUCUGAAGGCUCGCUGGUCACAGUGGAUUGAUUUGUUUCAGUUUUUGGGAGAUAUUCGAAUCCCUAGACCGUAUUUUCCUGGACAUUCAUCACAUGAACUGAGCCCCCUUCAACUUCAUGUUUUUGUUGACGCAAGUGAGUCUGCGUACGCUUGUGUGUCGUAUCUACGAACGGAAAUAAAUGGGGAAAUAAAAUGCGCGCUUGUAUCGGCGAAAUCAAAAGUGGCCCCCCUGAAAACGUUGUCCAUUCCACGGCUUGAAUUACAAGCCGCGAUCAUCGGAAGUCGUCUGUCGAAGAACGCAGUGGAAGCACAUUCGUUGGCGAUAACUCGAAGGUAUUUUUGGACCGACUCUCGCACCGUUUUAGCCUGGAUCAAUUCUGACCUUCGAAAAUACAACCAGUUCGUAUCCUGUCGCAUCGGCGAGAUCUUGGAAACCACUAGUCCGUGUGAAUGGCGGUGGAUUCCAACCAAAUUAAAUGUCGCUGACGAAGCAACCAAAUGGGGAACUGGGCCAGAAUUUUCAAGCACUGCUCGUUGGUUCAACGGCCCUGAUUUCCUGUACGGACCAGAGAAGAGUUGGCCACUGCUACCGACGGAAUUGAUAGAAGUACCUGAAGAACGUCGAUCACUUAAACGAGAAGUCGUUAACAUUCAUCACGUUCCCGAGGUCAUCGGUUUGACGAUCGAUUGGGGCAAUUUUUCGCAAUGGAACCGUCUACUAAAUGCUAUUGGGUAUGUUUUCCGUUACGUGCACAAUUUUUGUCAAACAUCAAAGCGCCUUCCAGGUAGAAGUGGACAUUUAGAACAAGCUGAGUUGAUCGCUGCAGAGAAGCUGAUUUUUCGAACCAUUCAGAACGAGGUAUAUUCUGCGGAAAUAGCAAUACUAAGAGAGGGAGGCGGUCGACGCAUAAAACGCAAUAGCCCAUUGGCUCAAUUGUCUCCUUUUAUUGACAUAGAUGGAGUUGUACGCAUAGAAUCCAGGAUCAGCGAAGCCGCAUUCAUAUCAUAUGAUACCCGUAAUCCCAUAAUACUUCCCAAAAAACAUCACGCCACCGAGCUGAUCGUUUUGUGGUAUCAUAGAAAGUACUUACACUGCAACACAGAAACGAUCAUCAACGAAUUGAGACAGAGGUUUCACGUGUCGUCAUUGAGGACGAUGGUUCGUCGCAUCCGUAAACAGUGCACACAUUGCCAGGUCUACAAAGCAUCGCCAGCGGUUCCCCGUAUGAGCCCUCUACCAGCAGCUCGCCUUAGAGCUUUUCAUCGACCGUUUUCUUUCGUGGGCCUCGACUAUUUUGGCCCUAUGAACAUUAGAGUAGGACGCAGCACGAAUAAAAGAUGGGUUGCCCUGUUUACUUGUUUGACAAUCCGGGCCGUCCACCUUGAAGUCGUUCAUUCCCUUACCACAACUUCCUGCAAGAUGGCUGUACGACGGUUCGUAGGUCGGCGAGGGCCCCCCGUUGAAAUUUAUUCGGACAACGGGACGAAUUUUUUGGGUGCAAGUAAUGAGCUUAUCGAAGAAUGCAGGGGUAUCAAUAAAGAACUUGCUGAGACAUUCACCAACACCGUGACAAAAUGGUGCUUUAAUCCUCCGUCAGCACCGCAUAUGGGAGGCGCAUGGGAGCGCCUUGUACGAUCGGUAAAAACGGCCUUUUUUGCCAUGACAACAACGAAAACGCCGAAUGAAGAAACUUUUUCUACCAUACUCGUUGAAGCGGAAGCCCUUGUCAACUCUCGGCCUCUAACUUUCGUUUCCAUUGAAGAUGACUCCCAGGAAGCUUUGACUCCAAAUCACUUCCUUCUGCUUAGUUCCAGUGGGGCAGUUCAACCUUCUAUGACAAUGGUAGAUCCUAGGCUGGCCAACAGAGACGAUUGGAAUCACACUCGGCAUCUCGUAGACUUAUUCUGGCAUCGGUGGAUAAAGGAAUAUCUGCCCACCAUCGCUAGGCGAACCAAAUGGUUCGAAGAAGUGAAGCCAAUCGAACCUGGAGAUUUGGUAGUUAUUAUCGACGAAAAUCGGCGGAAUGGUUGGAUUAGAGGGCGCAUUUUGGACGUGGCAAAGGGUUCAGAUGGGAGAGUUCGUCGAGCUACUGUACAAACAUCGAGUGGGAUCUUGAAAAGACCGGUAGCGAAGAUAGCGGUUUUGGAUAUCGGUAAGCCAUCGAUGGAUCAUUAG
Messenger RNA from Uranotaenia lowii, 6069 nucleotides. RefSeq lists its product as uncharacterized. The coding region runs from base 1 to 6069 and encodes 2022 amino acids. The transcript has a single exon. The record is from RefSeq and is a predicted model, not a curated record. Gene Ontology annotation, molecular function: nucleic acid binding. NCBI's taxonomy places the organism in Eukaryota, Metazoa, Arthropoda, Insecta, Diptera, Culicidae. Gene Ontology annotation, biological process: DNA integration.